Moneuplotes crassus is the source of this 11796-nucleotide messenger RNA. The record is from the annotation of a GenBank genome assembly. NCBI's taxonomy places the organism in Eukaryota, Ciliophora, Spirotrichea, Euplotida, Euplotidae.
CUUAGGUGGUGCUGACUCAAGAAGUUUACGAAGUACUCAGUUUCCAAAUAAGAUUUCGAGGUAAAUGAUUGAGUGAUAUUUUAGAGUAUUGAUACUUGGAUUCAUCCUGCUUGUCUUGCUCUUGUUCAUAAUCUUUUCAUUUAUCGGCAAGACUAGGGAAUGGUCCUUUAGAGUUAGUUACUUUGCUAACAAGCUGACUUAUGAAAGCUAUGAUGCUUCUACAAUCGACAUCAUUAAUGUAAACACGAAAGAUUGCAGGACUUUUAUCCUUGAAAACCCAGAUUCAUCAAAGAUCCAUGUUGACAUCAGUGCAAUUAGAUCCGCUCACAUAGAAAACAAGUUAGAAGGAGGAGAAUUGUUCCUCGAAGUUCACUCUGGGUCUCCUACUGUCCAAUGCUAUGUGGAGAUAAAGAUUCCAGGAGGCAAAUCCUUAUCUAGCCUCAAUUUUGAUUUUGUCGGUGAUAAAUAUCAAGAUAUUUUACUUUUUGAUUCAAAAGAUGGAAGCUCUUGGGGUACCCCUCUCUCCAUUAACACAAUGAGAGUGGUAAUUGAUGACUCAGCUCCCCAUAUCUUUUUCAAUAAUCAACAUCAGGUUGAUAACCUCAUCAUUAGUGGAGAUUUUUGUAUCUGAGAUUUUCAAAAGUUAAAAAUAAAAUCAAUGAAUUUCCAAAUAACUGUUGGGAGUUUAAAUAUUGUUCAAAAUUCUCAAUACUCAGAAAACAAAGUGACCGCCAAGACUCCUCUUGGGACUCAUUGCAUUGCUGGAGCCACAGUCCAUACAUCUGACACUUCAUGUCCAACUCAAGCUCAAAGAGAGCAAGGAAUUACUGCAACCACAAUAGAUACAACCUCAUAUUGUCUAUCAGAACUUUACGUGUGCUCAAAUUUAUCAACUUCAUGACCUGCCUCUGGAACUGUUGCUACUAGUGCCCAGGGUGAUUUCUCAUUGACACUCGACGAUGGCCCUAUCCAAUUCGUCAUUGACUCAUCCCCUACGACUGCCAGUGUCACUUAUGCUCCUACUCUGGAUACAUUAUCUGUGACAUCUCAGAAUCAACUUAGAACACAUAAGGAGGCUUUUAGUAGAGAUUCAAAAUCGACAAAAAUGUUUGUAUAUGAGAUAUCCAGUCCCAACUUUGCUCACACAUGGAUACAUCUCUUCUCGAAGCAAUACCUGCAAGCAAGAGUCUGGCUCAUUUCGAUUCUCUCCAUGAACCUCUUAAAACCAACAAUGGAGAAACACUCUCUUAUCCAUAUCCCAAAUGCAACUUGCCCUAAUGCUGCUUCAGGGUCUAUUGCAUCAAGUGUCUAUAUCUCUGAAAAGAUCAAGGAACUAAGCUACCUUGACUCAAAGCAUGUUGUUGCUGAACUGACCAAGGACAACUAUUACAGCUAUGAACUCACUGCUGAUAACAAAUUUGUGAAGGAAUCCAUCAGCUUCUUAGACAGCAACAUUCUUCUGAUCAUCUGUCUGAUAAUCAUGCUUCUUGCAACUUGAUUACUAGUAGUCUUAGUAUUCUUGAUAGCCAACAAACUGAAAGAAAUCAUUGACAAGAGCUACAAUAGGGAGCUUCAAAGAGCUAGAAGGUUCUCUAAAAUAAAAAGCAAUCAUUGCAAUAAUGGAAACACUCUCCAAUCUAAUGAUAAAGCAAACUCAAAGGCGAAGCAACAGCUACCAACAAAAGUGCUCAGGAUUGGAUUACUCACGACCAAAGUUGAAGACAGGAACUUAGUUCUUGAUGAAUCUGAGAAAAACAGUCUAAUGAAGAGAAUAGAGAGAAACAAGAUGAUUAGUCUGUCUUUUUACAAAAUCAUCAAUCUCGGAAUAGAUGCACACUACAGGAGAACAAUAGAUUCAUUUGUCACUUUCUUGAACUACAUCACAGUUGAUGAAGAAUAUUUCAUCACACAGGAAGAGGAGAAUCCCAAAGACUUACAAAGAAUAGCAGUGAGGUUUGAUAUCCUACAGAAGAUAUACUAUGAUUUCUGAACUAAGAAUGGGCUGACUCCAAGAAUCAUCAAAGAUCAAGAAAAGACACUUGAAGAAUAUGGGCUGGAGAUAAAGCCUUUGUCUUCCUCUACAACCUCAGUCUACACCAAAAUCAGAUGGAAGAGCUACUUUGAGAUGGCUAAGUAUGAGAAAGCUAAAGAAGUUAAAGGAGGAAAAGAUGAUGAGACUGACUUUGAAUCUAUCAGAAGACACUUCAUCGCAAUGAACUGAGCUGCCACCCGCUUUGAUUCAGAUUACAUUCUUCAAGAUGAACUUGCUAGAAAGUACGAAAGUUAUUGUAAAAGGAAUAAAAUUGAUGCUCUGAAGGCAGGAAAUAUACUGACUUGUCAAGAACUUACUGAGUUUGGCGCUAUAUACAAAGAGCAAUUUCAAAUUCCACAUCUUAUUGGCAUCACCAUAAGUACUGAGUUAAAAAUGAAGGAGAAGCUUCAAACACCUGAUGAGAGAAAACUGUACAAGAAAGUCAGGGGUCUCAUUAGAAGAGAAGUUAAAGAAGAUUUGAUUGAUGGUUUCACUGGCUCAGCGAAAAGAGUCUAUACCAAAGUAUCUAAACAGAUUUCAUUGAGCACCAUAAUCAGAACAUUUGUCAGAAUGCUUAUGACUCUGAUUGUUCUCUUCAGUAUUCCUCUGUUGCUGAUCAUCAACUUUGCAUGGUCUAUUCUUCAGAUAAAUUAUGUAAGAAGUGACAUCUACGCCCCUACUUUUGGAUUUGAAGAUUUAUUCUUCCCAAGCUCCACCGAAUUCUGGCUUGAUCACCUCAAUUUCAAAUGGGCUUUCUAUACUUAUAUUGGUAUUGGAAUUAUUUUCGUGUUCAUUGGGAUUUUAGAGUUUAUCUGAUUUCUUGCUACUGACAAAGAAGAUACAGGAAAAUACCCUGUAAUAAAAACAGGACCUAGAUGGAUCAUAUCAUCAUUUUUCUGGCUUUUACUCUGCUUCUAUGCUGGAGUUUAUAUUGCUUAUAUUGGAAUAGUCUUACUUUGGUGCAUUCUAGGAGCAAUACUAAAUCCUGAGGCCUUCCUUCCUCUUGCUUCAGGAGCUUCAGUAAUUAUUGGAUACUUCCUCUAUUUUUACAACAUAAUAUCCAACAUCGAGAAAACUUUGGAUAAUAUUGUAGGGAAAGUAAUUGAAGAGCAGCUCCAAUCUACCAUUGUAAACAGCUUGAGCAACAAUAAAAUAAUUUCAAAGAUAACUGAUGCAGCUGAUAAUUUGCCUCAAGUAACCUUCCAUACCUCAGUAAACGCUUUCUUAGCCAUCAACAAGGUAGAACCUCUUGAAAGAAAAAUUACUGAUGAAAUUCUCAAUGGAAAUGUAGAGUAUCUGAUAGAUACUCUCGACUCUAGCUUAGGAAUUGGCCCUGAAAUCUCAAAAGGAGUAGUUGGAACCAUCCUGGAUGAUCCUCUGAUGAUAGCAGAUUCCAUAAAAUUGUUUGCACAAAAAGCAGGAAUCAAAGGGUCUUACAUUGUUGAUAUUGUUGACCUGCUCUACUACCAUGUCACAAAUAAGAAUAAGAAUAAAGAGGAGACAACAAAGAAAACUGUUAGAAUUCUUAAGAGUAUAAUUAAGAGUAUUGUUCCGAACUUCAACCUUGAUCUGAUUGAUGUUAUGAUCCAAGUUCUUAUUGAAAAUGAUCUGACUCCAUUGAGGAAAGCUUUCAAAGGCUCAAAGGUCCCUCAUCAAGCAAAGACAAAUUUAAGGUCCAACAAAGUCUAUCUGUAUUGACAAAGAAGAUAUUACCAGAGAAGUUUUAUAAUCUCUUUAAUUCUCUGAACAAAAUUGCUACAAAGAAUAUUUUUGGAAACAAUAGUCAUCUUUAAAAAAAUUCUUGGUGUGGAUCCAUGAAUUUCUAUAGAACUCAUCUAUGCACUAUUCAAUGAUGAUGAAGAAACCGUGAGGCAUGCUGCUAUUAAAGGAAUUAAAGUCUUCUGACAAAGAAAGCUCAAAGGAGUAAAUUACUAUAAACUUCAGAGUUACUAUCUUGGGCUCAGUGCAAUGAUCAACUCGAAUGUUGCUGAUUUCUCCUCUUUAGCUAGCAACUCUAUCUUCCCUAUUUCUUUCAAGAAAUCAGAAAAACUCUACAAAGCUACUCAGGGAGACAGAUCUGCUUUAAGCUAUAUCUGAGAUAACCUUAGGAUAAGUGAGCAUAGUGCAAUCAUUCUUGAAAUUGAGGAAAUGAUGUCUGGGUCUGAAAUUAAUCUGAAACAAAUUUGCAAGAAACUUGAUAUGCCAUUACAGUCAAUCAACUGAUACAUUACUCUUAUUCUUCACUGUGCAGAAUGUAUUCUUGUGAUUUAUAUAAUGGACACAGAACAGUUGAUAUGACUAACCCAUAUCAUUAAUACUAUUAAGAAAUCCUUAGAUCAGCUUGACAUGAUUCUACCCGUUAUUGGCAUUGAAAAAUCCAGUAUUAAGUCUCUUAAGAAAAAAUUUUCGAAAAUUGAGAAGAAACUUGUCAAACUAAUCAAUAGAAUUAACAAUGUAAAUAAGUCUGACAGAGACAAAGAUCCUCAAGAAUAUAAUACAAACAAGAUCAUGGAUGAUAUCAGAGAUUUCAUCGAAGAAAUAACCAGAGAAGUGCUUGAUAAGGUUACUACAAGCGAGGUUAAAAAAUCAUACUUGAGAGCUUUCUCAAAUAUCUGCAUUUUCUUAUUUUACAGUGAACAUAAAGACAUCAUGUACAAAUCAGUGGAUCUUGAUACUUACAAUAAUUCUAUUAAUAUGAUAGCCUCAGUUUUGGGAAUAGAAAGUGAUAAGUUUCACCUUAUUAUUGAUAUACUCACAAAAGAUCCAUCUAGAAUUUUCAGAUUUGAAGACAAAAUUCCAAAAAUUGAUCCUUCUAAGCUUAAUUUCAAGGCAGAGAUUUCAAAAAGAAGGCUGAAUUUGAUUUCAGAGGUGCUUGACAUUUCUAUGAGCAACGUCAAGAGAACAGCUGCCCUUUGGACUUAUUCUCAAAAUAUGAUAAACACUGCUACAAUAACAUUUAAGAAGGAAGAAAAGGAGUAUAAUAUAAUGAAGUCUCUUGCUAAAAACAUUAUUGGCGUUGAUCAGCAGUUUAUUACCGUUCUGAUGAGACUAAAAGCAUCAGUUGAUAAGGAUAAGAUCACUCAAGCAACUCAGGAAUAUCUUGCCGAUUUCUUAGUAACUCUCUUACGCAACAAAGCUUCUAUUUUCCCUUCAUACAACAAUGAUGGUGGCCUGGAAGAUGAUUUCGACUGGGAUACUGUUGAUUUGAAUAAAAUAUGGAGAUUUGAGGAUCCUGAUAUUAAAUCAUUCACAUACUUUUUCAAAAAGGAGUUAGAGAAAUUGGACGAUAAAGAAAAAGAAGGAUUCAAGUUCUUUAAAAAUUAUUCUAAAGAAGAUUACAACAACGUUUUUAUGCUCCUCACAAAGCUAUCAGAGCUCAUUGUUUCUAAGAAUCCAAGAUAUUUUAGCAAAAUACUCAAAAUCAAUGAGAAGAGUUUGCUACUGGAUGGGAUAAUAGAUUUAUUUGAUCAGAAAAAUAUUGACUGAAUCAUGACUCUUGUUCUCAUUAGCCAUUGUGCUGAGUCAAAAGAUAUAUCCUCUUCCUCUCAAAUUGCUAAGAAAAUGCUCCCGGCUGUACUAUUAUUCAACAAAAGUGUUCUUAAAGAUACUUUUACUCAAAUGCCAAAGAGUAACCGAUUGUUCCGAGGUCUUACAAAAUUACUCAAGAGUUAUGUUGAUGAUAAGUCGAAACUAAAUGAACUCCAUACUUCAAUGGAUAAUAUGUAUCAUUUACUGUUUGAAGCAGGCUUCUUUGAUGAGCUUUGUGAUCAUAUAUUCGAGUAUUAUCCCAGCUAUUUCAACAGAAAAAUCGACCAUAAAAGGUUUACUCGCGCAUGGCUGCAUAUUAAUAGUGAAAACCCAAAGAGAGAAAAGGUCAUAAACAAUCUACUAAAUAUUUUCAAAACAGGUUAUACUGCGGAUCUCAAAGUUCUGAUAUCCAUUAUUAAGAAAGAUACUGGCUAUGAGAAACUUCUUGAAGAGUUCUUCACUAGCGUGAAGAUUCAUCCGAGUCUAGAUCCUGAAAAUCCUAAGAAUUGAUACAAAGCAUGAUACGAUCUGAUCAGCCACCAAUGAACAAGUCCUCAAGUGGUAUCAUCCUUCUUGGCAUGAUUCAAGGGAGAUGUUUCAAACCUUAAAGUACUCUACAAUGAGAUUGAUUUGGAUUCUGAGUGUUCAUCUUUGAUCUUCCCUCUCGCACUGAAAAAGAAAGAUAUUGACUACAAAUUAUUGGCUCAAAAAUUAAAAAUAAAAGAUGAGACUCUCAUGAGGACGAUAAUCACAGUUGCAUGAGGAAAGAUUGAGAUUUUAUCCUCUUUGAAGGAGAGUCAAUUACUAUCAAACAUGACUGAAGAGCUUCAAACUAUCUUUCCUCAAAAGAAACUCGAUAUCAUAAGCUCAGUGGUAACUUUGACCAAGGAGGUAUCCAAAGCUAGAAGAAAUCAAGGAAAGAUUGAUCUUACUAAAGUGCUCAAAAGUUGAUCAGUCCUUGCAGAUGUUAUUUUUGAUAACUUCAAAAAUGAACAAGUAAAUCAAAACGGAUCCUUAGAAAUGGAGAACAAUGAUUCCAGUGCUCUUGAAGGAGGGAGUCAGGAAGAAGAAUCAAAGUUCAAAACCCCAACACCCAUUAAUGAACCAUCAUCUGAAGAAGAGAAAAUGGAUUCUAGAAUUCAUGAUUCUUCCUCUCUUAUGGUAGAAGAUGAAGGAUACCCUCCUCGAGAUAGCUUUGAAAGAAAAUUUGGAAGAUCGGAGGAAAACAAUCCUCUGGUACCUUUAAUACUAAGAUUUAUCCUGUUCAGUGCAGGAGAUACAUCUGCAACUGAGGAAAUCUUUCAUACCCUCAAAAGGAAAUAUGAAAGAGUGCCAGGAGGACUCAAGAAUGAUAUGGUUUAUACAUUAGAGGAUAUUAAAAACUUCCCUGAUAUGAUCAGGAAAAGAGCAAGGGAUAAACUCACAUAUAAAGAAAUUUGGAGAGUUGGUAACAAAAAGACAGAAGAUAAAAUCUCAGAUGAUAUCAUCAAAACGAGAGAGGAUCUUCGCUCCAGGGAUAAAUCAGACUUGAAUAUCGGAUCUACCAAGAGGAUCAAUAUGUAUCACACUCUUCUCAAGAAAGAUAAAGUUAACAAGUUCCUCGAAUCAUAUAGAGUUAAUGAUUAUGAAUCGGAUGAAGAAAGAAAGGAAAUUCACGAUGAUAUCAUCAAGAUUAUCAGAGAUAAGAAAAUAAGUGACUUAUACUGUUCUUUCCUUUCCUCUGGCUACAAACAAGUCAGUCGGCCAUUCUUUUACUACAGAGAGUUUGAGGACAGCACUCCAAUAAGUCUAUGAUUACUUUGUGCCAUACAAUGUCAGGAACUCUCUUCUAUAAAACUCGAAGCUAAGCACGGGAAAUAUGUGUGAGAAUGUGGCAAACUUAAUGGUCUAUUACGAAAGCUAAAACUGAAAGGCAUCAAGAAAAACUCUCAAUCUCUCCCUAAUCUGAAAAAAUGCAGAUGAUACCACUUCAAACCAACAAAAGAGAGUGCCUCAAAGCAAGAAGAAAGUGCAGCACAAAAUGCCGAAGAUGUGAAUGCUCAUGCUUCUGUCACAACAAAUAUCGAAGAAGGCGAAGAGCUCAAAGAAGCUGAUAUUGCCAAAAGUGUUGUCUCAGUGAUCCAGGAAUAUCGGCUUAAUCCAAACCGUAAUUACACCAAAGAAAUACAAGAACUGGAGAAAAUACAUGAUGAAUUUGAACAAAUGGCAGAAGGAAAGCCGUCAAUUAGUAGAAAAGAAAGGAAGUAUAUUGGUAGCGACCAAGAGAUUUCCAGCUACAGUGAUUCAUAUGAAUACUCUGAUUAUACAAGAUCUGUCGGAAAUCCUGAACUUAGUGAAAUGAGUAGCGACUCAGCAGAGUCUGUUGUUGUGCCUCGCAAAGCAAUGAAGGAAGAAAGCAAGUUCUUCAAAAUGGAGUCAGACAGUAUGAGUGAUGUUGCUCUUCAAAAAGAACCAGCAAGAUCUUCCCAAGAAGAUCAAAGCUCAGGAGAUAGUUCUGGAAGAAGCCCGGAUCAGAAUAAGCCUCGAAAAGCUGUUCGGUUUGAUUCCGACAAUGGAGGUUCAGAUCAUUCUUAUGAAGGAGGUGAAAGCCUUGAAUCCGAAGAGGGUGAACAAAGUGAUAGUGGUGAUGAAGGAGAUCAACCAGAGUCUGAAGCUGAAGGAUCUGGCUCCCCAGAAAAUGAGGAGGAAUCAGUCGAACUUGAAGAAGUAUCUAAUGGCUCAGAACAAAAUUCAUCAACCUCCUCCAAUGGAGAUGGUGAGGGAGAAGAGGAAGGAGAUGAAAACGAGGUGGAAUCAGAGAUUGUUGAAGUUAAAUCUAAUAAACCUCUAGAGAGUGGAAAAGUAGAUAACGAUGAAAUUGAGUUAUACUUUGAGGAGCAAAGUGAUGGACCAUCUAUUUUCGAUCCAAUGGAAAUCAUCGAAAAGACUGAAAAAAAUAAUGUGAUAGAGCUUGAAGAGAAGAAAAGCAUAUCUGAAGUUACAGAGAAAACCACUGGCUUCACCAAAUAUGAACAUCUAGAUAUAAUUGAUAGAUUUAUCAAAGAUCUUAUUGAAGAAUACACUGCUGAAGACAAUUUCGAAUAUGAUCAGCUCUAUAUUAUGGACGAAGAUCAAGGCAGGAUUACCCACUUAUUCGAAAUAUUAUGCCAAGGAAUACUCUCUCCAUCAUUAGUCAAGUUUUUAGUGCUAAAGAAGACUGACGAUUCAGAUAUGUUUUAUCUAACUAACACAAUUGAUAAAUUCAGGCUAUUAGAAAGCAGCAACCUAUCCGAUAAGGUUUAUUCAAGUUAUACUGACUACAGUUUGAUAAUGUCAGUACUUGGACUAGUUCUUGGAGAUUACUCUAAUUUCUAUAACAAUUGAGAUGCUUUGCUAAAGCAUAUAUCUCCAGUAAUAAGAAAAGCAUCUGAAAAAGAUAGAAAACAAUCGAUGUUAAUAAUGUCUCUUGUACAUGGAGUUCCCUUCAACCCAGAAUUAGGCAUUCCUUAUAACGUUGAAUCUGAGCUAUCCAAGAAGAUUUUAACUAAAUUGUUCAGAAAGAAGAGCAAACUUGCAUUAGACCUGCAUACUUUCCUUUCAAGAGACCAAAAUGGACUACUUGAAGUUUGUAAAGACUCCUCACUGUUCGAUACUGACAAGAGCUAUGACCAAAGAGCUUUUAGCAUCAAACAAAAAAUUACGAAAAUGCUUUAUUCCAACUAUAAUCUUGAUAAAGAAAGCGUUAACUGGCUGAAAUCUUUGACUCAGUUGACUCUAGGGGAUUCUAGCAUGAUAGAGUUUAUAUCACAAAUAUAUAAUCUUUCACCAGCCUCUAUGGAUCUUCUCGGAGCAGUAGUAACACACAAAAUCGAAGAAAUGGAGCCUUUAUUCUACACAAUCAAGCAAAAAACAAAUUCCAAAAUCAAAAUCUCUACAUGCAAGACCUACGCCUAUCUCCUACACUCAGACAUCGGCGGAGCCUUCCUUUCCCUCUCUCCAGAAUCCCCAACCUCCUCCAACUUCCAUUCAAAACUCUCAAAAUUAACCAAAAUCUUCACCAUGAUCGUCAGUCCCUCCCACAUGUCCAAAAAGACCAUCAUCAAAAACCUCGAAUUCAAAAAUCCUGAAGACUAUGCUAGCUUGAAGGACAGUGAAGAUAUGGGCCUGAAGAAAACUUACAUAAUGACAAUGCGGCUUAUGAAACAAGAGCUUUCAGGGUUUGAAAUGAAGGAUUUGUUGAAGAAAUUGUUUAACGACUGGGGGUAUCCUGAGUUAGCUAAGUUUACUGAUGAUAUUAUGAAGUGGUACGCUCAUGCUUUUGCCUUUAUUGGGGCUUUGAAUGGAAAUAUACGAUAUUAUGGAUUCAUUUGAGACUUUUUCUUCUUUGGGAAUCAGACAUUUAUAUGAUCUCUUAUCGCUUCCAUGGCAAUGAAAAAAGAAGUGUUCUGUGGAUUAGAAGGAAUAUUUUCGGAAAACAUAGAGAGAAUUCUUAGAAUUCAUACUAUCCCUCUUUUCAAAAGUAUUUUGCUAAAAGAGGUUGAAGAUGUAGAGGAAAUUGUAGAUUCAAAAUACUUCUCUUUCCUUUGUGAUAUUCUUACAUGCAGUCUGACCAGGAAAAACCAUGAUAUUUUCAACUACAUUAACAUUGAAGAAAAGUUUGAUAAACUUAAAACUGGUUUGAAAAAUUCUGCUUUUAAAAUGAUUAAAAAUAUUGUUAAAAAGGAGUCCCUUAAAUUUAUCGAUGAAAUGAUCAAACUUUGUAUGCCCUACUUAGGAGGGGACAUGGAAAAGUUGAAUAUGCCAGAAAAUGUGGACUUUGAUGAUCCCGAGACAUACCCAUAUGAGAGGAUUUACCUUUGCUAUUAUAAAAAUCCAAGUGAGGACUCCAGUCCGAUAUCCUUGAUAUUUAAAGAAGAGAAUGACGAGGAAUCAAAGCAGUCUUCUUCAUCUAUAUUCGAAGAUGAAUUUGAUGGGAAAUCAGUAGUUCUCACAAAGCCUGCCACUAUACUUAGGAAAUUGAUCGAUAUCUCGCAGGGUAACUAUGAAUCAGUUCUGUUAUUCUUACAAGAUUUUUGAUCAAUUUAUUUCCCAGACGAGCUAGAUAUUAUUAAUUUCAUCUGUGAUUUCAAGACAGGUAUCGAGCAAAAACAGAUCAAAUUUUCAUUUGAAGAUAUUAAAAAAUUAUGAAGUAUAAUUACUUUGGGAAAGAUUGAGCUUGAGAAUGAGCAAGUGUAUAUGCUGAUAGCCUUCUUGUUGAGGCUUAUUAAUGAUGAGGAUGUAAAGAUUUCAGAUAGUAAUGUUAAGAAAUUGGCGAAUGUUUUAGCAAACCUUGUUGCUGAAGAAGGAGGUUCUCCUCAAAUUGAGAAAAUAAUCUUGUUGACAAUAUCCCUAUGUAAAAAGGAUUACUCUUCAAUUCCUGAGCUUUGUAAUGGACUUAUAUCUUCAGCAACUGUUGGAAGUCUUGUCUCUGAAUUCUUCGGAAUCCUUAGAAAAUGCAAAUGCAAUAUCUUUACUGAUAAGAAGUACAAUCUACCAGGCUUGGUAGCUGAUGUGAAGAGUUCUUAUUAUUUCGUUAAGCGAAAGUUAGACGAUCCUAAUUUUACUGCAAAGACUGGAAUCCAGAUGCUUUACAAUAACAUUGAAGAAGCCACAAAAGAUGUUAGAGAGGAUGUUAAAGCCAAAGCAACAGAAUUAGUUGAUCAUGUCAAAGCCUCCUCAUCUUCCUAUAUCAGAGAAGUCAUGUACAGAGAUUUAUUUAAAAUGUUUGAUAAAGACCAGAGCGGAGGAAUUUCCUUUGCUGAGUUCCAAGACCUCUGCAAAUACAUUGGAAUGGAUAUUGAUAGCGAGAGAUCCCUCAGAAUGUUUGCAAUAGCGAACACAAACAAAGAUAAUUAUGUUGAUUUUGAUGAAUUCCCUGAGCUGAUAAAACUACUGACAGAGCAAAUUGCUGAAGAAACCCUUAGAAACCUAGACCUGACAAAAGCAGACAUAGUAUUAUUCGGAAUUCUCACUUUGAUGUACCUAAUCGCCGCAAUCAUCUUCAUCCUACUCGGAAUCUACACUUUCAGCAGAGCAGACGGCUUCAACGCAGUCAUAAACUCAAUAUUCCCUCUCAUCGCAGGCGGAAUAGCUGCUUUCCGCAGUAGUGGUCUGUACAAAAAGGUCGAAGAGGUGAAAGAGUACAUUGAAGACUUUAUCAGAAAAAUGAGGAAAAUAUAAAGCUCAUAUUUUACCCCAAAAAUAAUUACUUACCUCAA